AAUCCUAGACCAGAUUAUAAAAUCACAAAGUCAUGGGAAAAUGAGCGUACACGUAAACAAGUUCACCUACACCAGCCAAUAAAUGGAACUGUAAAUGGAACAAUUAACACAGUUAACGGAACAAUAAGUGAAGGGGAAUUUUGCAAUGAAGAAGAAGAGAUCGAUAAAGAUGACGAUGAAGAUAACUAUGAAGAUGACGAUGAAUAUGAUAACAAAAAUAGUGACAAGGAUGAAAAGACCAGAAAGAGAAAGAAAUUAGAGAAAAAAUUGAUUGAAGAAGAUGUCUUGUAUAAUUGGAUAGCGACUCAACAUUCUGAAACACUUGCGCAUUCUUUUAUACUUGAUACAGACUGUCAAGAGGUUAUGGAUCUUUUUAGUUUAGAAGAAAAAGAAAUAAUUAUGAAUACUGAUAAAUCAUCUUUUUCAGAUGUUGUAGAUGAUGUUAAAAAUACAUCAUGA
Molecule: messenger RNA, 459 nt
Organism: Funneliformis geosporum
Lineage: Eukaryota; Fungi; Glomeromycota; Glomeromycetes; Glomerales; Glomeraceae
Source: the annotation of a GenBank genome assembly